UCAGUCUGCUCAGGAAACUUCUGCUGGAGAAAGUACUGGAGUCCAAAACCUGAAGAGGAGAGAGAUUUUGUGCAGAGAAUUCUUGCUCCUGCCGAGGACAACACCUUGGAGAAAAAAAAGCACACAUUUGAACUCUUUUUUUGCAGGGUGCACUGCAGAGCCUGUAAUUAAUGUUAUUGAAACAGAUAGCAACACUCUUCUUGGAUAAAGACUCUUGGCUUUAGCUUUAAAAAAAAAAAAAUCGGAUUAUCUGACUGAGGCAUUGUGCUCAUUAGUCUACUUUUCCCCCUCCUCUUCGCAUUUGAGGUUUUAUGCUAUAACUGAAGAACAAUGUUUCUGAGUUUCUGCCUCUUGGUGACAUUUAUCUUGGGGCUGUCCGGGUGCUUGGGCUCAUACGUGCCGUGCGAGCCGUGUGACCAGAAAGCGCUGUCCAUGUGCCCUCCGGUCCCCGUCGGCUGCCAGCUGGUGAAGGAGCCGGGCUGCGGGUGCUGCCUCACAUGCGCCCUGUCUGAGGGGCAGGCGUGUGGCGUUUACACCGGGACGUGCACCCAGGGGCUCCGCUGCCUGCCCAGGAGCGGUGAGGAGAAGCCCCUGCAUGCGCUGCUCCAUGGCAGGGGAGUGUGCACCAACGAGAAAGGAUACAAACCUGCACACCCGCCCAUAGAUCGUGAGUCCCGGGAGCAUGAGGACACCAUUACCACAGAGAUUACAGAGGAGCUGCAGCCCGCUAAAGUGCCACUCCUUCCCAAAGAACACAUUGUGAACAGCAAAAAAGUCCACGCACUGCGCAAGGAGCAGAAGAGGAAGCUCGGGAAGCAGCGCUCUAUUGGCUCCCCCAUGGACUACUCCCCUCUGCCCAUCGACAAGCAUGAGCCUGAAUUUGGUCCAUGCCGGAGAAAACUGGAUGGGAUCAUUCAGGGAAUGAAGGACACUUCUCGUGUAAUGGCUCUGUCUUUGUACCUUCCCAACUGUGACAGAAAAGGAUUCUUCAAGCGCAAGCAGUGCAAGCCAUCCCGCGGACGUAAACGAGGCAUCUGCUGGUGUGUGGACAAGUACGGCGUUCAGCUCCCUGGCACAGACUACAGCGGCGGGGACAUUCAAUGUAAAGACCUGGAGAACAGCAACAACAACAACGAGUGAAAAGGGGAGGACCACCCUUUACCCCCACCCCCCGAACCCUAACCACCACGUGACCCAGGGCCCACGCCUCCCCUCUGAAUCACAUCUGUUUGCUCCGCCCUCCAUUUGCUUCAAGAUUUUUGUUUUUUUCAAGUUGAAAAAAAAAAGGAAGAAAAAAAUCCAAACGAAAGUACAGGCUGAAAAAAAGACACCUGCUUUUUAUUUUUUUAUUAUUUUCUUGUGUUGACCAAGUACUCAUCUCUGAAUGAGCGGAACAGUCCCAGAAGAUUUACUCGAUCCCUUGACUCUUGCUCAUGGGACCCCUUUGUCUGAGGCGGGUCCCCUGGCUGCAGAUCAACGAAAAUAUAUGCACAAUGGAUAUAUUUUUAUAGAAGCUAGGGGUUUCAAUACACGACUUUGUAUGAUAUAAAAUUAGAGCAAAAUCAUUGUGAAGAAAAAAAAGUAUCAGGCACAUUGGUUGAUCAGUUUUAGGCUGUUGAACACUGUGGAACUGAAAAUUGGCAGAGUAAUUGGGUGUUAUUCUAAAAGGAACAAAUAAUAGAUAGGGAUAUGCUGUAACAGUUGACUCUAUCUGGGUAUGUGGUUCUGUCAGAGCACUUAUGAAUAGGGGAACCUGCUUAGAUAUGUGUAACUUCACAAAAUGAUGCGUGCAUGAAUGCGUGGAUGUGUACAGUGCGUGCGUGUGGUAUGUAUCCGCCUGUGUUGGUGUAUGAUGGGAGUGAGCCUACUACGAAAAGAUUGUCCUUUUUCCUGUCUCUUUUGUUUGAUUUUGUCACAACAAGUAUUGCUAGCGCUUGAAGUGGUCUUGGGGCUGGCCUUCUCUUUAACCGAUGUAAAGUAUGUCUCGGGGACAGUGAUGGGUGGAAACAAAAGAGUAAAGCAGAUCGUCACAGAUGACCCUAUACAUAAUGUGGCUCUUCGACAAUGUAGCUAGCCUGAUAUGCCAACUGUGCCUAUUGAAACAGACACUGCCAUGCAGGGCGACACAGAACUUAGAGAGCGCUGCUGACCCUACCGGUGAAAUAAAGAUUUUUCAGCGAUGGGACUCAAAGUUUGACUUCCGAGUUGAGUGCAUGAUCGAACUCGCCAGUCGGGCCAGUUGCUUCUCUGAUCCAGUUGUGUGAAGUGUAGUUUUGUAUGGUUUUUGUUUGUGCUGUUUUCUUUGCCUUCAGUGAAGUAAAGACCGCCCACUUUUGAGCCAUGUUCCUUAUCAAGUGGUUUCCCCUCAGUACUGCUACUACAGUGUAACCAUGGUGUAUUACUUUUAAAUAUAGUUAUUGAAUGUUGUUUUUUUCUUCCUGUAGAAACAAAGUAUGACAACAAUGUAAUUGUGCUUGGGAAAAAGAUAUUUUUGCCCGUAAAGAAUUUGUAAUAGGUCCUUGUAGCCUUGUCAGGAGAACGACCCAGAGUCUUUAGACUACAGGGCGGUCAAAGAAGCUAACACUCUGCAACCCUUCGCUAACAUGCUUCCAUGCUAAGGCUAUACAUCUUAAGAGAGCAUGAUUUAAGGAAAAAGGUUACAGGUUAUAACAGGGUCAUUUAAGUAGAGUUGUUCUCUCUGUGUGCAAGUCACAGUGCCUUCCUUCAUACAAAUACAUUUAAAUAGUGACGUGAAAGUGACAUGGAUAUCAAACAGGGCAAUUUCCUCUUUUAGACAGUUAGCCUGUGCCAGGGCUGAUACAGUGAUCAAGAGGUCUAGGUUUUAGUUGUGAUUAGGAGAAGAACAAUGAAUGUCCUGUAAAUGACGUCAGCAACACAUAACAAACCCAUUAGUAAUCUCUGUACCUCGGGGGCAAUUCUGGAUAAGAAUGAUGUUUGGGGAGAUGCUGUGAAAAGCGCAGUCAGUUAAUCUCCCCUUUACUCUCUCUUUGACAACCAAUAAGCUAUGAUACUUGCUUUUUUCAUGUAAAUGCCAAUGUAUAUGAUUGCCAGAGAGAGGGAGCCAACGGAUGCUAAAUCAAGCAUUUCAGAAAUGCUAUGCACAUCCCCAAUGGCUUCAGGUUGUGAAUAUAUUAUCAAGGUUCUUUGCCCCACUUCCAACACCAAAUCCCCACUACCACUUUCGAAAAGAAAAAAAAAGCAGCUUGCACUUAUUUCAGUUACUCAUUAUUGAUAUUGACACACAACGACGUCCUUAGAUGUGGUAUCAUGAAGUUGUUGGAAACGGAAAAAGACAAAAAAAAAAAAAACAGCCACAAAAGCUAAAUGUUGUGUUAUCUUGUGCUAACCUUUUAAAGGUGGUACUUUGAGGUGAUUGUUGUCGACAGGGGCUGUGCAGCCCAUGCCUGGGACCUCCAAUACAGCAACAUCCUUUAGGGACAAAUAGAUUUAAAGUAACACGCAGCUAGAGAUGUUCUCAUGGCCAAUUGCACAGUGAGUUAGGAUAAAAGAGACGGAGGGGACAGAGGAAGAGUGAGCGCCAUGGGCAGUGGUCGUAAUCAGGGCCUAGCCACUUCCCCCGAUAUGGGUUCACCAAUUGCAUGACAUUAGAUACAGUUAGCAAGACAGUUGACAGGAACCAUGGAAAUCUGGGGAAUGCAUUACUUUAACCAGGAGCACUUUGAUACUCUUGAGCGAAAAACAAGGAAAUCUCUGGGACCGUUCACUGUCCGGAUCAAUCAUCGGUGUGAAUACAAUGUUCCAGGUGUUUUUUAUCUUUUGUUUGGAUUGCAGGUGGGGGUUCAGGAUUAAACAAGUCUAACAGUGACUUCCUGUUCCCCACGCCUGUUUGCGUGUAGUGACUUCCUCAGGUUUCUCGUUUCCUACUUGGUUUAAACUCAUAUUUCAUACUUCUGUAGUACAGUAACACAAUACAAUACAGCUUUUUUCUGAGUACAUAACACUUUCUGGAUGUAAUGAGUCAAUACAAUUGGUUUUCAUAAUUUGGUGUUCACUGGCUUGUGAAAAGGACCCAUCGGUGGCAGGAGGACAGUGGGAAAUAAAAAUGGUCAGUAUUUGGAACUACAUAAAAUGAAUAAGAAAAAAAAAAAGAAAAAAAAUCUCAAAUUAUUAAAGUGAAUAUCACUGUGUAAUAUUUAUUCAACUUGUAAUUUAUGUACUCUUUUAACCUUUGUCUUUUUUUGUUAUGACAAAGCAUUUAUUUAAAUAAAGUUAUGUAUUCAUUUAAGAAC
Eleginops maclovinus (Patagonian blennie) is the source of this 4271-nucleotide messenger RNA. Its product is annotated as insulin-like growth factor-binding protein 5. Gene Ontology annotation, biological process: regulation of insulin-like growth factor receptor signaling pathway. Lineage: Eukaryota; Metazoa; Chordata; Actinopteri; Perciformes; Eleginopidae. The record is from RefSeq and is a predicted model, not a curated record. Gene Ontology annotation, molecular function: insulin-like growth factor II binding; insulin-like growth factor I binding; fibronectin binding. Gene Ontology annotation, cellular component: extracellular region. The transcript has 4 exons. Bases 331 to 1140 code for a protein of 269 amino acids.